AUGAAAGAUUUUGAGAGAGCGAUUUCAGACGCUGCAGAGCUUUUGUGGGAUCCUGGCUACAUCUUUCCCCAACACUGCCUCGAAGGGAUUCUACACACGAAGCAAUUCCGACAAGUGUCGACACUUGAUACUAGUUAA
This is a messenger RNA of Phytophthora nicotianae INRA-310, 138 nucleotides long. RefSeq lists its product as hypothetical. The transcript has 2 exons. Lineage: Eukaryota; Oomycota; Peronosporomycetes; Peronosporales; Peronosporaceae. The record is from RefSeq and is a predicted model, not a curated record. The coding region runs from base 1 to 138 and encodes 45 amino acids.